Molecule: messenger RNA, 1891 nt
Organism: Schistocerca americana (American grasshopper)
Lineage: Eukaryota; Metazoa; Arthropoda; Insecta; Orthoptera; Acrididae
Product: 26S proteasome non-ATPase regulatory subunit 6-like
Exons: 8
Coding region: 278-1447 (389 amino acids)
Biological process (GO): proteasome-mediated ubiquitin-dependent protein catabolic process
Cellular component (GO): proteasome regulatory particle
Source: RefSeq, a predicted model, not a curated record
CGUGAGGAGAGUUUGUCGAAGCAAGGCUUUAUUAUACGCGGAUACGUCAUGCGGCGUGGAGUCAUCUGGUUGAGAGUAGUAUUUUCCGCGAAAUUUACUAUCGUUGUUGCGUGGUAAUCGUCGUUAGAAUAGUGCACGUUGAACACGAGGAUUAGUAGUGUACUUCGCACGUUGAGAAACAUUGACGUCCACGUCCUGAGGAUUGUGAUAAUACACGUGUGUGGCGUUGCACGAAGUGAUUCUUACACAUUCACGCUUGUAAUCGGCAUCCAGGAAAAUGCCUAUUGACUACUUAGAAGAUGAAGGUUUAGCGAAGAAUCCGAAUCUCAAGUUGGCGCAGUGGAAAUUUCGUCUGAGCCUGCAUGAUCGACGCUUCAACAAGGAACUACAGAAGCAGUUACUGGAGGCAAUUAAAAGUGGAGAAAUGGCACCAAUUUAUGAAGAAUGGUGCAAGAGCUUAAAAUGGACUGUUGAUGAAGAACUGUUGUCUAGGCUAAAGCAGCUUAAUAUGGAAAAACUCAAACAACUUAAUGAUGAAAUUGAAGAUGCAGAGAAGAAUUUAGGGGAAAUGGAAGUUCAGGGAGCGUACAUGAAAAAAUCAGAAUACCUAUGCACUAUUGGAGCAAAGGAUGAAGCAGUGAAAAAUUUUCAAAUCACAUAUGACAAAACUGUAUCUCUUGGCCAGCGGUUGGAAAUUGUGUUUUAUUUAAUUAGAAUUGGCUUUUUCUAUUGGGAUCAUGACCUGAUUACAAGAAACAUUGACAAAGCAGAAAGCUUAAUUGAAGAAGGUGACAGUUGGGAACAUCGCAACCGGAUGAAAGUUUACAAAGGAAUAUAUUCUAUGAUGAAAAGAGAUUUUAAAAGUGCUGCUAACUCAUUUUUGGACUCAAGUUUAACUUUCACUUGUUAUGAAUUGAUGGAUUAUCAUGAGUUUAUCCGUUACAUUGUACUAAUGGGUGUGAUCUCUGUGCCUCGGAAUGAACUUAAGGAGAAGAUUAUAAAAAACUCUGAAGUUUUGGAAGUUUUGCAUAAUGACCGUUUCAUGAAAGACUAUGUGAUGUCUCUAUAUGACUGUCAUUAUGCGGAAUUCUUCAAAAAUCUUGCUCAAGUGGAAGACUUUCUUAAGCAUGAUUAUUACCUUAGCCCUCACUAUCGUCACUAUAUACGAGAAAUGCGACUGAGAGCAUAUACCCAAAUUUUGCAAUGCUAUCAAAGCUUAACUUUGGAUUUUAUGGCAGAUACAUUUGGAGUAACUGCUGAAUUCAUUGACAAAGAACUAUCAAGAUUCAUAUCUGACAGAAGAGUUGAUGGUAAAAUUGAUAAAGUUAGCAACAUUGUUGUGACUGAUCAUCCUGAUGCAAAGAACUGGCAAUAUCAAGAAAUAAUUAGACAAGGGGACACAUUACUAAACCGUGUUCAGAAGCUCUCUCGAGUGAUUAACAUAUGAUGCUGCAAUUUAUCCUACACUGCUGCAAGUGAAUAUGGAUUGUUUGACUCAUCCAUUGCCAAAUAUUGUGCAGUUACCCUCCUUCACACAAUUUCUGUGAUUUGUAAUGAAUGUGAAUUUUUAUAGAAACCUAUUGUUCAGUGUCUACCUCUAUUAGCUACUAUCAGUUAUACUCACAUUUUUUACCUCGGAAAACAGUAGUUGUUACAAUGAACAAAAAUGAGAGAAGUCAACCAUUCACCGGAAGCUGAUUAAUGAUGGCACAUAGGCACAUGUAACGGCAUAGAGAUGUCAUGUUAUACCCUACCAUUCUUUUCCUAUUUUAAGUACAACCCCUCUCACACUCAGUGAUGCAUAUUCAUUAUUCAUGUGAGUGCGCAACCCCCCCAUCCCACGGCCACGGCUUUGAGUGUGUGCUCUUUGGUUUCUGUAUGGUUCUCUCUC